AUGGGUGAAAUAACGGAGUCAACAAACAUGUCGCUGGCCAAGCUACAAGAGGGAGGCGGUGGCUCUUCCUCAUUAAUCAAGUGUCCUACCCUAACUGCAACCAACUACACGGUAUGGGCUAUGAAGAUGAAAAUUCUUCUUAAGGUACACAAGGUCUGGGAAAUCAUUGAUGAAACAUCAACCGAUGCGGAGAAGAAUGAUAUGGCCACGGCUCUGCUCUUCCAAUCUAUUCCGGAAGCGCUUGUGCUACAAAUAGGAGAACUGGAUUCUGCAAAGCAAGUUUGGGAUGCCAUAAGAACCAGACAUGUGGGUGCGGACAGAGUCAAGGAAGCGAGACUGCAAACAUUGAUGGCUGAGUUUGAUCGCUUGAAGAUGAAGGAUACGGAGACAAUCGAUGACUUCGUUGGCAAGCUAUCAGAAAUCUCUUCCAAAUCAGCUGCUCUCGGGGUAGAAAUUGAAGAACCCAGAAUCGUGAACAAGUUUCUAAAGAGUCUUCCAAGGAGAAAAUACAUACAUAUCGUGGCUUCUCUUGAACAAGUGUUGGAUCUCAAGAAAACAAGCUUUGAAGAUAUCAUUGGACGUUUAAAGGUCUACGAAGAACGUAUUUUUGAGGAAGAAGAGGCUCAGGACGAUCAAAGCAAACUCAUGUAUGCGAACAUGGACUCAACAACGAACCGUGAGUUCACCAGAGGAUAUAGAGGACGUGGUGGCCGUUUCUAUGGCAGAGGAAGAGGACGCGGAAGAUUUAAUGGUGGGAGAGACACUUCAAAGAUGACAUGCUAUCGAUGUGAUAAAGUGGGUUACUUCGCCUCAAAUUGCCUGGAUCGGCUCUUGAAGUUACAAGAAGCGCAGGAGAGUGACAACAAGAGUACAGCAGAGGCAGAUGAGCUCAGGAUACACGAGGUAGUAUAUCUAAAUGCAGAGAAAGUUGUUCCUAGCGUGUAUGAGACCAAUAGCGGAAGAGAUGAUGAUUGGUACCUCGACAAUGGAGCCAGUAACCACAUGACUGGAGAUCGACGGUACUUCUCCAAACUUGAUGAUUCUAUUACCGGGAAAGUGCGUUUUGGAGACGAUUCCCGCAUAGACAUCAAAGGAAAGGGAUCGAUUGAACUCAUUGAUCAAAACAGAGAGCUGAGGAUAAUGAUUGAUGUUUAUUUCAUUCCUGGAUUGAAGAGCAACAUCAUUAGUCUUGGACAAGCCACAAAAGCAGGGUGUGAUGUUAGAAUGAGGGGAGACAACUUAACGAUGCAUGAUCAAGAUGGAAGGUUGCUUGUCAAAGCUAUUAGAUCAAAGAAUCAACUUUACAAGGUGAAUAUGGGGAUAAGAGACACAACGUGUUUGUACUCAGCAACAACAAGUGACUCGAGCAGAUGGCACGCAUGGUUAGGCCACAUUAAUCAUGAGAACAUGAGAUCCAUGGUGCAGAGAGAACUGGUCAUGGGAAUUCCGCUUACUAACUUUGAAAAGAAAUUUUGCGGAUCAUGCUUACUUGGUAAGCAAGCAAGGCAAGUUUCCCACAAUUUACUUCGUUUCGAGCAACCAAAGUACUUGAAUUGGUGCAUGGCGAUCUCUGUGGUCCCAUAA
Messenger RNA from Camelina sativa (false flax), 1584 nucleotides. RefSeq lists its product as uncharacterized. Lineage: Eukaryota; Viridiplantae; Streptophyta; Magnoliopsida; Brassicales; Brassicaceae. Gene Ontology annotation, molecular function: zinc ion binding; nucleic acid binding. The record is from RefSeq and is a predicted model, not a curated record.